This is a messenger RNA of Fundulus heteroclitus (mummichog), 6036 nucleotides long. RefSeq names its product un-named sa1614. Lineage: Eukaryota; Metazoa; Chordata; Actinopteri; Cyprinodontiformes; Fundulidae. Gene Ontology annotation, molecular function: protein binding; GTPase activator activity. The record is from RefSeq and is a predicted model, not a curated record. The transcript has 28 exons. Bases 788 to 3832 code for a protein of 1014 amino acids. Gene Ontology annotation, biological process: positive regulation of GTPase activity. Gene Ontology annotation, cellular component: cytoplasm.
AAGCGACGCGGGUGUGAUGCGCGCGGGUCCCUGAAAGUCCCAGUGAUGGGCUCGGUCAGCAGUGCGCGCCACCGCGACUCAGGGCUCCACCGCUGUUAACCGUGAGCGCGCCUCUCCAUGCGGGUUCAAUAAAGGAGCAAAAGCAGCGAAAAGAAAAGAAGAAGAAAAAAAAACGAGACGCUGCUGAAGGGACAUGACGGCGAGACUGGACGGGAAAGCUGAGACUGUCUCCCGUCCGAACCCGGCGCCUGGGUCCGCUUGGUCCCGUUCUCCGCGCAUCGCCUCCAGGUCUUUGUCAGCCGGUUCACUCCACGGAGAGCAGAGCAGAGCAGAGCGCUUUUGUGGAUUUCUUUAUUUUUCUGAAUGAAGACGUUGGCCAGAGGAGGGCUGUUUCAGUUUUAACGCACCGGAGAUGCGGCGGUGUUAACAUCUGAGGCACCUUGUGAAGUUUGCGGUGCUGGGAUUCAUCCACGGACCGAGUCACCUUUUGUUCGGCGGAAAGAGGCGUUUGAUGCAGCGGUUCCGUCACACUGAGGCAGGAUAACUGAGCGGCUCCUUGAUAACAGCGCAUCUUCCAGUCAUGCUCAGUGUGGUUUGGCGUACCCGAACGCAGAGGGCAUUUGAACAUUUCCCAACCUUGACAUUUGAAUUAUUAUAGAUAUUUAUCCUUUUUUUCAUUCACUGACUCUGCGCCCUGCGCCGCCGUCCACCUUCUCCUGUCAGUCCCGGACUGCGCCUGGCCGUCCCGGUGCUGCCCUUUGUGUGCCCUGGGUUGACGAGGAUCGCCAUGCCGGAGUGCGUGUCGGUGUCGGAGUUCGUGCAGGAGGUCCAGGAGGACUGGAGCUCUCCCACCACCUCCUCCUUCACCUCCAAGAUGAUCAACUGCAGGAACACCAUCUACCUCCUGGAAGAGGCUCUGGACAGCGACCGGUUGGUGCUGCAGAAGAUGAAGAAAGCUGCUAAAGCCAAGUACGCUUCAGGACAAGACCAUGUAUCUCACCUGGAGCAGUACAUCAACUCGAUGGAGAAGCUCGCAGUGAACUGCCACUCAAACGGAGAGGCGGAGGUCGGCUCGGCCUUCUGCCACCUGGCGGACUUUUCUAAAGAACUUCUGUCUCCAAUGAAGAACCUGCUGAAGAGCAUGCUUCACAACAUCAACUUCUUCCUGGACUCUCUGGUCAAAGGAGACCUGAGGGAGGUGAAGGGGGACCUGAAGAAGCCCUUCGAGAGAGCAUGGAGGGAUUACGAGAACCGAUUCAAGCAGGUGGAGAAGGAGAAAAGGGAGCUAGCGCGCCAGUACGGGAUGGUACGGAGCGAGGUGAGCGGAGGAGAAAUCGCCGAGGAGCUCGAGAAAGAGAGGCGCUCCUUCCAGCUGAGCAUGUGCGAGUAUCUCAUUAAGGUGAACGAGAUAAAAACAAAGAGAGGAGUCGACCUGCUGCAGAACCUCAUUAAGCACUACCACAGUCAAAACAAUUUCCUGCAGGAGUGCGUUUCCACCACUCAGAGGCUGAAGCAGUACAUGGAGGAGCUGAACGCCGUGCUGAACACGGUGAAGCAGCGUCAGGAGGAGGAGAAGAGGCAGCUGUGCGCCAUCAGGGAUCAGCUGAGGCCGGUGGUCCACACCGAGCAGGACUCCUUGCCUAAGCAGGUGUACAGCAUGCACCAGCUUCUGGGAGACAAGCAAUACGGCACUGAGCGAACGGGGUUCCUCUACAAGAAGAGCGACGGGUUGAGGAAAAUGUGGCAGAAGAGGAAGUGCUCGGUUCACAACUGUUACCUGACUAUUGCCCACGCCACACCAAAUAAACCUCCGACCCGAUUAAACCUGCUCACCUGUCAGGUGAAACCCAGCGUGGAGGACAAGAAAUGCUUCGACCUUAUUUCCCAUAAUCGGACCUAUCAUUUCCUAGCUGAGGAUGAAGCUGAGUGUGUUGCGUGGAUCUCGGUGCUCAGUAACAGUAAGCAGGAGGCUCUUAGCAUGGCCCUGGAUGGGGGCAGGAGAGAGGGUGGAGGGGGUGAAAGCAGCGUGGAGGACCUGACCCGGGCCAUCACCGACGACAUCCGCAGAAUGCCGGGAAACAACAGCUGCUGUGACUGCGGCGCUCCAGAUCCUGGAUGGGUCUCAACAAACCUAGGCAUCCUGACUUGCAUUGAGUGCUCAGGGAUCCACAGGGAGAUGGGCGUCCACGUCUCCAGGAUCAAGUCCCUGAGCCUGGACAGCCUGGGAACCUCAGACCUGCUGCUGGCCCGAAAUGUUGGCAACUCCGGUUUUAAUGAAAUACUGGAGGCAAAUCUGCUCAGUCCAUCACAGAAGCCCUCCCAGCACAGCCACAUGGCGGAGCGCAAGGAUUUCAUCCUGUCAAAGUAUCAGGACGUUCAUUUUGUGAGGAGGUUCAGCAGUUCUUCGGCAGCGCUGAGGCUGGGCCUGCAGGAGGCGACUAAGAGCUGUGACAUCUACAGUCUGAUCCAGCUGUACGCUCAGAGGGCGGAGCUAAGCCAGCCCCUACACACCCACAUACAGGAGAAAGGGGAGACUGCUCUCCAUUUAGCCGUCCUGUUUGCUGACCGGACAUCGCUGCACAUCCUGGACUUCCUGGCCCAGAACUGGUUUUCUCUUUUUUCCAGCUCCAACGUGGAUGUGCAAACGUCAGCAGGGAACACUGCGCUGCACUACAGCUGCCUGCAUAACAAGAGUGACUGUGUUAAACUGCUGCUGAGAGCCCGGGCCAACAUCCACCUGAAGAAUGAGUUAGGAGAAACCGCUUUGGAUGUGAGCCGCAAGUUGAAGCACAGUGAAUGUGAGGCGCUGCUGCAGCAGGCCCAGUCCGACCAGUUUGACCACCACGUCCACGUAGAGUACGAGUGGAGGCUUCGCCACGAUGACCUGUACGACAGUGAUGAUGACUUUGAUGACAGGAAUGGCCCCGUGAAGAAGGAGCGCUCCUCAUCUUCCUCGUCCUCAGUCUUCACCCCCUCGUUCUCCUUCUCCUCCCGUCCUUUCACCUUUAGCCAGUCAUCCAACUCCUCCUCCUGCUCUGUUGCCGUCCCAUCCUCCGCAGGACCAGGAGCAGGUCUCCUCAGCGUCGGGAGGAGACUAGCCAUGGCCAUGGAGCUCCACAGCCGUCCGUCUGGCUCCGCCCCCAGCCCUCCUCCUCCCCCUCCGUCUUCCCCCGCUCCUCCGCUGCCGCCACGGGUCAAAGCCCCUUGUGUUCCCCCUCCUCCUCCCCCGGCUGGGAGUGAUGGAGUAAGGGAUGAGGAGGAGGAGGAGGCGGAGGUUUUCUUCCCCAUGUCAGGAAACAGAAAGACGACACCUCCCCCUCCAAUCGCCAUCCGGCACAAGAGGACCUGCUCUGAGUCUAAUAAGCAGGAUCACGGGUUACCAACCAGUCCCAGGAUUUACAGUGGUCCAGAAUCCUCCUUCAAGAAGUGUGUUCCAUCUUCUCCUCUCAGCUCGCUGACGGAACAACCAGACAGAGGUUUUCGACGGACAGAAAGUGAAGGUAGCUCCUCACAUUUCUUGUACCCGGCCAGUAAAGCGCAUGCGAAUGGGUCCCCAAUAAGCCAGCGCUCCCAGAGCUUCGACAGCGAUGGCAGAGGUCCCACCCCUCAGCCACUUCCUCGCAGAUCACUGCCUCGCGGAGCAGCCAGUCGGCGGGCUCAAGCUCUGUAUGACUGCCAAGCAGACCACCAUGAUGAACUGAGCUUCUCUGAGGGUCAGAUGUUGGUGGUUCUCGGGCAGGAGGACUGUGAUUGGUGGCACGGCUAUAUAGAAGACGAACCAGACCAGAGAGGUCUGUUUCCAGCCUCCUUCGUCCAGCUGCUCUCCGAUUGACGUAAACCUGGUCCAGAUCCUCAGGACGGCACGGAUCCAGAUCACAUCAGAACUUGUGGAAACAGAAACGGGUCCUCAUAGGAAGCAGACACCGGAUGGUAAAACCCGAUAGUUAUAGAAUCGGGUCGGACUUUUGGGUCCGAUUUCUGCCAUCCUGCAAGUUCUUGAGAUCUUGGUCCAGCAAACCUCAGGUCUGGAUUUACCAUGACAACAUCAUGGGCAACUUUUGACAAAAUACUUUAGACUGAAUACUUCAUGCGGCUGAAUCCGGGGAGUGUUGCAAAGAAAACUGGUCCGCUAUGAAUUGUGGCUUGCAGGACAUUUCCAAUGCCUUUAUUUAUGGAUUUAACAAGCACAGGAAGUCUGACCAAGUCACAGCCAUCUAGUGGAUUAUUUAUUGUGAAGCUGAGCUCAGACUGCUUUCUUCAUUUUAGUGAUAUUUAAAUUUAUCUUGUUGAAUUUUUUUGCGGAAACAUCUGCAGGACACCAGCAAAAGCUGCCACAGCUCGAGCUCCUUUUCCUAAGGAUUCUUGGAUACUGAAGACCAAAGCUCCAGAUUCAGUUGACAACCGGUCGUCGGCAUAGAAUGGGCACAAAAACACGGAGGGACUUAUUUAUGGGUUUGUCAAAAGACUUCAGAGAAGAUGAAACCUGAGAUGAGAAGCACUCGACGCCUUUCAGCUGCCUUUGUGUCUCAAGAUACCAACACUUCACUGAGCACAAACUGUGGCGACCUGUCGACACUUUUAGAAUGAAUAACUCAGUGUUUAGGCUAAAAAAAAAAAAAAAAGAAAAAAGUUGAAAUAUUUUUCUUCAAAUGACAAGCACACUAUUUUUCCCUAUAGACACAUUAUCAAAUACAGCACAAAGAUGUUGAAAGAAGCACCACUGUAUGAUGAGAGGAUUGACUUUUUCGAAGUAGUUAUUUUUUAUUUAAAAAAGAAAAAUAGCUUAUAAAAGUCAAGUCUCUCAUUUGAAAUGUAAACUAUGUAAAAAAUGCUGUUUUAUUUUCUAAAAAAAAAAACAAACAACAGAAAGAAAUUGGUGUUUAACAGCACACAAAAUGAAUGUUUUAAUGUUGUAUUUAUUUUUAAUACGACUUUCUCACCCUGCAGCUUGUUAAAAGAUACGGUUUUAAUUUUAAAAAACAACAAAAAACAAAAAAAUGCUGCACAGCUGUUCUCCGUUCUCCCAGGAAUGAUUCUUUUGCUAAGCAAACAUGGCGGCUAACGAACCGACGUAUAGGGUGACCCGCAGGUGUUAUAGCGCACAGAGCAGCUGUGUAAAAACAAGAAUUGGUGCUCACCUGUAUACAAAAAUCCUUUGUAGCCUGGCUUGCAUGCGUUAACGAAUCUGCCAUUGUCCUCACAACAAUGAACUCGCCCUGAUCCACUCAUACAGCGCCCUCUACACUCAUGGGGACCCCUGCUGUGCAACCUCAUUAUACCAAUAGGACAUCAAGUCUCCUAUUAUGGUUGGAACAUGCAGAGAAAAGGAUCUUUGUCUCUUCUUUUUGGGACUACUGAAUGACCUGUUCUUAUUUUCUGGCAAUCCACCAGAUUUUUUUUGACAUGUUAAUAUUUAAAGGUUUAUGACCCUAUGUGGUCUAACAAAGUCCCCUGGUUCUUUGGAAAAUCACAGUUCUUCCUCGUCGAUGGAUUCAGGAUUCAACAUCACUUCCUUUAAACACAAUUUGUUUGCUGAUUUUGUGCUUUAAUUGGAGCCAGAGAAGUUGCACUGACAUUCAAAUCGUAAGUGUCUACUUUCGCCCUGAAAGUGGCUGUGGACGUCGCACAAGGGCUGAACACCUGGACUUCCUUAAUCCAUCUAUGAAGUGCUUUUCCACGCAUCAGUUUUCUGUUCCAUGCCAGGUCCACCCAGAGUGUUUGUUGCCAAAAAAGAAAUAAUGUGCUUUAGUCAGUUAAGAUUAUACUUAAGUAAUGUUUAGCAAACUGUACACAUUUAUAUUUGUUUUGGUGAGACACCAAAGGAAUUUUUUCCCCCCUCCCAUGCGUUCAAAACACCCAGCUGGCAUGUAGAUAGCAUCUAAUGCCAGGAUGAUAAAACUUGCUGCUGUUUUCCAACAGUGAGCUUUGGAAGCUGUUUUACCUUUCUUUCUCAACUGGUGAUUUUGUAAAGAACAAAUACUUGACACAUGGUAUUUUGCCCCACUGAAUAAAUGUUCUAAAGGUUGUUGAUUCUCA